AUGGUCGUUUUAGCUGCGUGUAUAUGUACUCAUGGCGGCAAAGCGCUCCUUGCCAGGCUGUUCAGACAAGUUGAUAAGGACAGAAUCACAGCGCUCUUGGCCAAUUUUCCCGGUCUCCUUUCAAAAGCUGGAUCCCAAUCGACCACCGUGGAAGAUGAAUCAGUAAGAUACGUGUACCAACCAUUGGAGGAAUUUUACGUGGUUGUUUUGACGAACAAGCAGCUGAAUAUUCUUCAGGACAUUGAUACGUUGCACCUUUUCGUAUCUGUUGUCUCCAAUAUUGUGAGAAGCAUGGACGAAAGAGAGGUACUUGACAACGCCUUCGAGAUCUUGUCUGCUUUUGAUGAAAUCGCUACUAUGGGAUACAAGGAGAAACUCACUUUGUCACAAGUGCAAACGUACUUAGAGAUGGACUCGCAUGAGGAGAAAAUUCAAGAAAUCAUUGAGAGAAACAAGGAAUUGGAGGCUAUUGAAGAGCGCAGAAGACGUGCAAAGGAAAUUCAGAGAAAGGAAUUGGCUCGUAAAAAUAUGGAGCAGCAGCUGGCCAUGUUCAACGCAGGUGCACAGUCUGCCUCCUCUGCCAGCAAUAUCACUUAUGGCUACCCAACGAACACCACUCCUUCGUACGAUACGACGGCACAGGUGGAGAGUGAUGCUCCUGCUCCUUCAGGUGACUUGUUGCUGAAAAGAUUGGCUGCUCCUGCCGGUGCAGGGUUGCAAUUGGGCAAGAAGGCUGGCAAGGUGGCUCAGCACGACCCUCAAUCGCAGCCAUUGCUCACAACUAACACGCCCUUUGCUGGCGGAGCUUUGGUAUCUGAUCUCGUCAAGCCUGCGGCGGGUAAACAGCCAGCUCCGGCUGCCCCCUCAAUUGCGAUUCCUUCCCAAGCAUCUGUCUCUGCUUCACCAGCAGUUCGUUCAGAGCUUGCUUCCGCCACUGCCUCUCCAGCUCCUCAAGGUGGUUCCAAACCUUUCAAUAACGGUAUUCUUAUUACCAUCAAUGAGAAGAUCACUGCAGACAUCUCACGCGAAGGUUCUGUGGUGACCUCAGAAGUGAAAGGUGACUUGCAAUUGCGUAUCAAUGACCCACAGCUCGCCAAGGCCAAGAUCUUGUUAAAGACGGGCUCAAGCCUGGCAUUCCAAUACAAGACACAUCCGAACAUAGACAGAGCUUUGUUUAACAGCCAGAGCAUCAUUGGCCUUAAGGACAAGGCAAAAGCGUUCCCUAGCAACGAUCAAAAUGUCGGUGUUUUGCGUUGGAGAGCUUCAAGUACAGAGGGUAGCGAUUUAGUGCCACUCUUAGUGACUGCAUGGGUUGGUGUCAAUGAAGGAGUUGCCGAUGUGACGCUAGAGUAUGAAGUUCCUCAAAACUAUAUUGACUCUCAUCCAUCACAGGAGAGUAUUGACAACGUGCAGUUUCUAGUGCCUAUAGCGCUGGAUGAAGUCCAACUAAAAGAUGAGACUGGUGCUCAAGUCAGUUACGAUGUUACAGACUCAGGUGUGUUGUUCACGUUGUCGCUGAUUCCGCUUGCUGACCCACUGGGUACUUUUGAGUUCUCCAUUCCUGCGAUGGACGAGGACUCCUUGUUCCCCGUGAGAGUCUCACUUGAGAUACAUAGAACCGAGGAUGUCACUGAAUCAGACGUUGCCUUCGGAAAAGUGCAGGUGUUGGAUGUCACCACCGCGGACGAAGAUGAGGCAUCGUUGCCUUUCACAUUGCAUCAAAAUGUUGUCACAGAGCUGUUUACAGUGCAGUAA
Candidozyma auris is the source of this 1755-nucleotide messenger RNA. RefSeq names its product coatomer subunit delta (gene RET2). Gene Ontology annotation, biological process: endoplasmic reticulum to Golgi vesicle-mediated transport; retrograde vesicle-mediated transport, Golgi to endoplasmic reticulum; Golgi localization. Gene Ontology annotation, cellular component: COPI vesicle coat; cytosol. The record is from RefSeq and is a predicted model, not a curated record. Lineage: Eukaryota; Fungi; Ascomycota; Pichiomycetes; Serinales; Metschnikowiaceae. The coding region runs from base 1 to 1755 and encodes 584 amino acids. The transcript has a single exon.